GGCUCGGUGGUUUGUUUGUUGCGACCGUCAUCGAUUGCCGCUGGUGUCCCGGCACGGCUCGCCUUUCUUGUCUCUUUCCCGCAGGGGCGCGAUGGCUUCUGGAGACCGCCGCCAGCGGGCAGCCACCAAGCCGGCCUUCGGCGAGAAGGAGGUGGCCGAGCUGCUGGACGAAGUGUUCGGAUUAAAGGCGUUGUGGGUCAGGUCCCUGCCCAGCUAUGACGAUCAGAACUUCCACGUGAGAGUCUCAAGCGGAGGUGAAGCCGAAGGGGUCGAGGAGUACGUCCUCAAAAUCACCAACUCAGAAGACAGCCAGCAGCCCGCCCUCAUCGAGGCGCAGACCCACGCCAUGAUGUUCCUCAGCGCCCACGGCUUCCCCUCGGCCACGCCGCGGCUCACGAAGGACGGCAGCAUCAUGUCUCUGCAGGCAGGUAGCAGAUCUGGAAACAAAAAGUACAUGGUCAGACUGCUGACUUACCUGCCGGGCACACCUGUCGCUAAAAUUGCUGCCCCUACUCAGCUUCUGUAUGAUAUUGGUAAGCUAGCUGCCAGUUUGGAUAAAGCUCUCACAGAGGAAUUCCAUCAUCCAUCAGUAGGAAGUCUGCAUCGAGAUCAGUUCAUCUGGAACCUGGCGAAUGUCCCUCUUCUGGAUCAGUACAUGGAUGCCUUGGGCCAGAACGAGCACCGAGACGUUGUGCAAUGGGUCAUCCAGCAGUUCAAAGAGAAAGUCACACCCAAGAUAAGCAGUUUUCGAGCUUGUGAGUGUUUUAUUCUCAAUCACAUUGCAGUUUGUUCCAGGAAACAGACGCACCGACGCAGCUGGCUUACAGCUAUUAAAUACCAUGGCAGUCAAUACCAACACAAUGCAGUUCUUAAAUACCAUUACAAUCAAUACCGAUACAAUGCAGUUCUUAAAUACCGUUUCUUGUUCUGCAUUUAGGUAUCAACCACGGGGACCUCAACGACCACAACAUCCUGGUGGUUCCUGGCUCCCCUCGUGGGGCAGCCCCGCAGUACCGCGUGUCGGG
Molecule: messenger RNA, 1025 nt
Organism: Phasianus colchicus (ring-necked pheasant)
Lineage: Eukaryota; Metazoa; Chordata; Aves; Galliformes; Phasianidae
Source: RefSeq, a predicted model, not a curated record